Messenger RNA from Exophiala mesophila, 1655 nucleotides. RefSeq lists its product as uncharacterized. Lineage: Eukaryota; Fungi; Ascomycota; Eurotiomycetes; Chaetothyriales; Herpotrichiellaceae. The coding region runs from base 1 to 1482 and encodes 493 amino acids. The transcript has 2 exons. The record is from RefSeq and is a predicted model, not a curated record. Gene Ontology annotation, molecular function: protein binding.
AUGGAGUCUUACAAGGCAGCCUUCAACUUUAGCAGCAGAUUGUAUCAGAAACUAACAACCAUGCCCUCAACAGACUCGCCGGGCAUCAUUGUAGCUCGCUUCCUCAAGGCGAAUCAUUACUAUGAGACGCUCAAGGCUUUCCUCGAGGAAGCGGGCUUGCCCGAAGAUGCUGCCAGCACCAACCCUGGGGAUUGGACCAUAGAAAAGAUACUGGAGGAGAAGCAUCAAUACGACACCAGCCUUGCCUUCGAAAGAAAGGGAGAAGAACAUUUGACUGGGUGGGCCGAGCCAGCACCGUCCAAGCCAGUGGAACCAGACGUCCAGAUCAAAUCAAACGUCCUUUGUGUGGCGAGCAGUAGAGGCAAGGACGGUCUCGAUGAAGAGCUUCUAAUCACCACCGCGGACAAGUCAUGGUCUCAAGUGUCGACGCAAGUUCCAUUCAAGCACCAAGGGUCCAUCGACAAUGCUCACGGAAGUCCAGUCUUGUCCAUCAGUACUCUCCAAGGCUACGUAUUUUCGACAUCCAUGUCAGGACAACUGAUGCUUCAUGAUGGCCAUGGCCGGCUGCUGGACAAGGUUCGAGAUCAUCUCAAAUAUGCCAUUCAAGUGACAACAGAAGUGGCGCAGAACCAGCGGUGGAUCGUAGCCACGGCGGGCUGGGAUCAGAAAGUACACUUGUAUGCUCCUGAGCAUGACCUGGUGGAGAACUUCCAGCCUGGUGAUGCAAUCCCUGCCGACAACGAGCCCCAUAUCAAUGGUGUUCUCGGAGACCCUAUUCAUACCAUCACAUUACCGACGAACCCCGAGUCAUUGGUUCUCGUCCGACACCCAGACACCACCGAGCUAUACCUUGUUCUCUCGCGGCGGGACUCUUCCUUUUUGUAUUACUACCGAGUCACGCCCACAUCAGCAGAGUCAUCGUCGUCACGAAGCAGCCAAAUCAGCUAUUCCGUCCAAGAGACUGGGCGUCAGAAUCUGGCACCCCAUUCAAACGCCUGGGUUGCAUUUACACCAUCAUGCCUAGCCCUCUCUCCAGCCGAUCCCACCCUCCUUGCUGUUGCGACCUCACAUCUUCCUCACAUGAAGCUACUGAUCGUGCGGCUAUUGUUCCCUACGACUACGAGCGACCCGCUGCCAGUGUCUCAGACACAAGCAUCACAGGCACGAGCGGAAUUGGCGGUACAAGACAAGGAGGACCGUGCGAUCAAACUCCAGGUUUCCACCAUGUCACCGCAGACACCGUACUCAACCCCGCAGGUGGUCUGGCGACCUGGCGGGAAUGGUGUUUUCGUCAAUGCCGACGAUGGGGUCAUUCGUGGAGUUGACACCCAGAGUGGCAAAGUGGUAAGUCUGUUGAAGGCGCAUGAAGUGGGCAGCAAGAUCCGAACGCUUCAUGCUGCUUUUGAGACUGGCGAGCAUGGCAAGAGGGAGAUCUUGGUCAGUGGUGGAUUCGACAAGAAGGUCUUUGUAUGGAGAGUCUAGGAUCAUAAUGGAACUGAGUCUACACAAGGUGGGAAUAAGACGUUAGAAACAUAGACAUGCCAUGCGUUAUAGGUAGAUGUGCCUGCGGAGGGAGCCAUACCAAGGAUUACCUAACACGAUGAGAUAAUGAUAGCGUAAGUACGGAGUAUGCAUUCAAGACAUCCAAGCUAGUA